Messenger RNA from Sinocyclocheilus anshuiensis, 895 nucleotides. Its product is annotated as type I iodothyronine deiodinase-like. The transcript has 4 exons. The record is from RefSeq and is a predicted model, not a curated record. Lineage: Eukaryota; Metazoa; Chordata; Actinopteri; Cypriniformes; Cyprinidae. Gene Ontology annotation, biological process: thyroid hormone metabolic process. Gene Ontology annotation, molecular function: thyroxine 5'-deiodinase activity.
GCAUCAUGUAAUGUUGUGGUUUGGAGGGCGGUAAGCUUUUGCUACAAUACAGGCAAAGUUUGAUCUCGUUAUCGUUCAUGUAGAGUUCGCACCACCACAGGUGGACUAAUAAAUUCUUCUCGCGAUGGGGACCGCGGUGGGAUAUGCACUGAGAAAACUUUUUGUUUAUCUAUCAGCUGUUGCCAUGAUAUUAUUUGCGAUCGCGCAGAUGACUGUGUUGAAACUCCUGUCAUUCGUUUCCCCGGGACUGAUGAAGAAAAUCCAUCUUAAAAUGGGAGAGAAGUUUACGAUGACCCAAAAUCCCAAAUUCAAAUAUGAAGACUGGGGUCCGAGUUUCUUUUCUCUGGCGUUCAUUAAAACCGUGCUCUCCGUGACCUGGCACUCGCUGGGCCUGGAAGCGUUUGAGGGCCACGCGGCUCCAGACACAGCUUUAUUCACCCUGGACGGACAGAAAACGAGCAUUUAUCGUUUUCUUAAAGGGAACCGUCCACUGGUUCUGAGUUUCGGAAGCUGCACAUGACCCCCAUUUCUCUACAAGCUUGAUGAGUUCAAACAACUUGUCAAGGACUUCAGUGAUGUGGCAGAUUUCCUCGUGGUUUACCUUGCAGAGGCGCAUGCAACUGAUGCUUGGGCCUUUGCAAACAACGUCGACAUCAGCGUCCACAAAACUUUGGAGGAGAGACUGGCUGCAGCCCGGACCCUGGUCAAAGAAGAUCCCCUCUGCCCUGUGGUAGUGGAUGAGAUGACCAACAUCACUGCCAGCAAAUACGGAGCUCUGCCUGAGCGCCUCUAUGUCAUUCAGAGUGGGAACGUUUUCUAUCAGGGUGGCAUCGGACCUUGGGGGUACAACCCUGAAGAGGUUCGAAAAGUUCUGGAGAAAAUUAAAUAAAGGGGA